UUGGUGUUCCUCUUUAAUGUAAUCAUGUUUGGGGUGACAAUCAGACGUGUUCUGAUUCUCCACCACACCAGAGAGUUUGGGCAGAAUAACCUUGACAAAGCAAAGAAAGACAUUUGCUCCCUGGCUGGAGUCAUGACUCUGCUCGGCAUUACCUGGGGUCUGGUCUUUUUCUCAUUUGGCCUCCUGACCACUCCUGCCCUCUACCUCUUCUGCAUCUUGAACUCACUGCAAGGUUUUUUCAUCUUCCUUUGGUUUGUGAUGUCACUGAGAAAGGCUAAAAACUCGGCUACUAAGAUGAGCAGUGAAACACGCAGCACUAACAGCUAGUAGCAACACCUCCAUAAGAAUCUGUGUGUGUUGGUAUAAUUCAUAUUGUAAUACAGUGACAACAUGAUUAUUUCUUCUUUAAAUCAUGAUGUUUAUUUAUAGAACAGCACAGCAGAGAAGGCAGCUGAUCAAGUGUGAACAUUAAUGUUAUGUUUGAAGUUUUAUUGAUGAAAUACAUGGAGUAAAACAUUUGUGGUAAGGAAUUAAUCUCUCGUAAGAGCAACUUAGAGGAUGGUUUCCCUAUGCAUUGUAAGCUUUUCCAUAUUUGAGCACAGUUUUCUCAGUCAGUCAUUUACAUACAUGCAUUUAUAGAAUGUUUUAUAUUUAUCUUGGUUAUAAUUUCUUAUUAUUUUAAUGUAUAUUAAACAGCAAAUUUGUACCUGAACAUAUAUUCUUGCAUACCUUGAGUGCCAGUAUUAAAAGCAUAAUCAUGUUACUGCAUGCUUGUUUAGCUCUUGACAGGAAAACAAUUAUGGUUUAUCGAGUUUAUGACUAAAACUGUAGAUAUGAAUCCACGUUAAACCAAUCAGAUCUGAAAACAAUUCCAACUUGACUCCUUAAGAAUCAACUGAUAUUUAUUCAUUUGUAGAAUACAAUUCUAAUGUAAUGCAAUAUGGCCAGACAGAUUUUUACUUUCAUCAACUAAUAAAAUUUAGAGUUAAAGCCAUCUAAUGCCAAAAUCUUGUUUUAUUGUCAGUGGCU
Molecule: messenger RNA, 1029 nt
Organism: Neolamprologus brichardi
Lineage: Eukaryota; Metazoa; Chordata; Actinopteri; Cichliformes; Cichlidae
Source: RefSeq, a predicted model, not a curated record